Messenger RNA from Triticum aestivum (bread wheat), 1376 nucleotides. RefSeq names its product inverted formin-2. The transcript has 5 exons. Gene Ontology annotation, molecular function: ATP hydrolysis activity; ATP binding. Bases 1 to 588 code for a protein of 195 amino acids. NCBI's taxonomy places the organism in Eukaryota, Viridiplantae, Streptophyta, Magnoliopsida, Poales, Poaceae. The record is from RefSeq and is a predicted model, not a curated record.
AUGAACAAGCCCAACUCAUCCAUUACCGCUGGCGCCACCGUGCCCACCCUAGCUUUGCCUCUGCCUAACGCCGCCGCCUCCCAGCGUGCACCUUCCUCAGCGCCGCCGGCCGUGUCCUCCAUUAGCGCCACCGCCCCUCGACGGUCGCCUGCUCCACCGCCUUCACCUUCCAACUCGACCUUGCUGGCCACGCAACAGCUUCUAAAGCCACCCCUUCCAGUGGAGCCACCGCCACCGCCGCCGCCGCCGCCUUGCCCUUACGGUGGCCACCUAUUCGCCGGAAUAAUUAGUGGUGAGAAUGGGACACUCAAUCGCGUCUUCCAGUAUGUCUGCCCUUCGAUCUGGCGCACGGUGAGCCCGGGACGAACCCUAGCUUCAUGGCUCCCCUUGCCUGCCGGGGUUCCUCCACCUUGCUACUCCGAUGAGUGGUGUUCGGCCUCAGCUCCAUUCCGGGCCGCCCUACCGGGUGUUGGCCAUAGUGAUGAUAAAGUUCUUGUCUUUGUUCUUGCUGCUACGAGUAUGCCAUAUGCUCUGGAUCAGGCUGUGCGGCGACAGUUUGACAAGCGUAUCCUACAUUCCUUUACCUGACUCUGAGAGCAAGGCAGCAUAUGUUUAAGGUACUCAAGGAACAUAUGUGCAACACUACUUGAAAGAAGUUCUGUUCAGAAAGGUUGUCACAAUCUUCGCAAUCCACUCAGGUCCAUCUUUGGGGAUACAGCACACAGCUCAUCGGAAAGUGAUUUUGAGGUCUUGGGCCAUGGGACAGAUGGAUUUUCUGGUUCCGGCAUUGCUCUCUGUAACAGCACAAGUAGUUUCCGCACAAUCCUGAGUUGUGUCUGUACAAUGUGACAUGUUUCUAGUUCUUGCUAUUUGUUAACAGGUGAAAGAUAUCUUGUUUGAGCCCGUGCGUAAGACAUGGGAUGUAAUGUUCUUUUAGACUGAUGGUGGCACUGUCCAGACUACGAUCCAGGAGCUUGCAUCCAAAGGCACCUGAUCGCUUCACAGAUUCUUUCACCCCUGAUCCCAGUGACUGAUGUCAAGAAAGUCCUCGCUGGCAGAGGCCGACCGUUGGCAAGACGGACCUGGAAGUACACGAGAAGCUCAAGAAACAGUUCAGUGAAGAGGGUUGAUUUGCUGCCAGUACUCUCUGGAGUCUCAAUCCAACAAGUGUAUUAAAGAGUAAGGAUUCUUAAGGUGGGGAGUCCUUGUGCUGUAGCUUCAUAGUAAUUGUUUUCAGUCUCUCUGGCAUCUAAAAUUACUUUUUACUCUUUUCGACGGCGUGUGCCACAUGAGUUUUGUGCCGGGCUACCUGCAACGAUACCUGAAUCAUGUAAGCGCCACUUGACAGCUGAAUUAUACUUUGUCCUGUGGAUUCA